Paracoccidioides lutzii Pb01 is the source of this 309-nucleotide messenger RNA. RefSeq lists its product as hypothetical. The record is from RefSeq and is a predicted model, not a curated record. The transcript has a single exon. The coding region runs from base 1 to 309 and encodes 102 amino acids.
AUGGCCGAUCACAUCCCAUCCUUCAACCAAACCGAAGUCUACCCACAAUCCCAAGGCCAAGUCCAACAACCACAGGGCCAAACACAACCUCAAGUCCAAGCCCAACCUGCCAACAGCGGCGGCCUUCUCAGCGGCGUGACGAAAACCGCCGGCGGGCUCGUGGGUGGCACGCUCGGCACAGUCGGAGAUACGGUCGGGGCUGCUGGGAAAGGUGUCGGAAAUACGCUUGGCGAUGUGACGCAGGGGGUUGGCCAGACGACAAAGGGGUUGGGUGGGACUGUGAGGGAUACGACUGGGGAAGGGAAGUGA